AUGUCAGAUGGUAUGAUCGAUUGCUCCGACAGCGAGUGUUGCACACAUGCAAGUUGCACGGACCACAUAAUGUGUUUAUCUAGUAACGAUCCGGUAGAAGUGCUCUUACGGAAGCAACCUCCUUCAGUAACCGCCUCUUUUUAUCAAAGGGUGAAAUUUUUAAUAGAGGAAAAUUCGGUUCAAUCCUACGCGCAUAUGGACGAAUACACCGAGAGCGAGUUCUGGAAUUCCUUUACACCGCGUCGUGUUGCUGUCAUGAGAGGACAAGUCAUUACGCCUCAAGGGUUAGGAAUUGUAGGCAUACGAGUUUCUGUUGACAGAGAAUCGCGAUUUGGAUUUACCCUAACUAGGCCAGGUGGAUGGUAA
Molecule: messenger RNA, 366 nt
Organism: Photinus pyralis (common eastern firefly)
Lineage: Eukaryota; Metazoa; Arthropoda; Insecta; Coleoptera; Lampyridae
Product: teneurin-a-like
Exons: 5
Coding region: 1-366 (121 amino acids)
Biological process (GO): motor neuron axon guidance
Source: RefSeq, a predicted model, not a curated record